ACUGAGGACUAUGGGUACUUUUUGGUGAGAAAUGUCCAUAUUGAGAUGUUUCAGGACUUUAAGCUAUCACACUUGGAGCUCUUCAACACUCAGACAGGGGAAUGUAGGGAAGUGUCUCAUUAUCUCUACAUGAGCUGGCCAGAUUUUGGUGUUCCGAAGUCGGCGUCAGCCAUGUUGGAUUUCCAGGCACACGUGAAACGGAGACAAGAGUCCUCAUUACGAACACUGUAUCCUGAUUGGACGGGCCCCCCAGGAGGCCCCCCAGUGGUGGUGCACUGCAGUGCAGGCAUCGGCAGAACAGGCACGUUUUGUACUUUAGACAUUUGUCUCUCCCGUCUGGAGGACAUUGGGACAGUGGACAUUAAGCAGACGGUGCGUCGCAUGCGGACGCAGCGUGCCUUCAGCAUCCAAACCUGGGACCAGUACUACUUCUGCUACAAAGCAGUGAUCGAGUACGCCCAACAGAGCGGCCUGCUGCAGCCCGUGGAGUGGUCCGACACAGAGCUGGAGACCGACAGCGAGUGAAUCAGGAAAAACAGAACUCACACGAGAGGGCGCAAGAGGCACAGAAGGAAAAGAAGUGGUCUUUUCCCCUCUCCGGGCUACAGGUAGAAUCCACUGCCACCUCUUUUCUUCCCAGGAAGAUGCGGGGAGAAAGAAACGAGGAGCGGAGGAUGCUUUUAUCCUGCCACUUUUCAAGCCCUUCUUUUUUACUCUGAUCUGAACGAGAUCAGAGACUGUGGCUUGGUGUACGAGUUGUAGCAUUUUUUUUUUUAUACAUCUAAAUAUAAGUACUGACUUGCACAUGUGGAAUGACAAACUUGAAAAAUCCAGUUUAUCGUAUUACCUGCUCUUUUUUUGCUCAAAGUGUUGUUGAAAUUCAAUAUCACUCAACUUGGGGUUAAAUUCACACUUUUUAUCAAAGUGUAAGAACAUAAAACUUGAAUAUUCUUUUUUUUUCUCUCUCUCUCUUCUCCGUCACAUUUAAAUAGCAAUUUUAUUUGUCUGAACAGAUUCCAACAGUUUUCUUUGCUUUUUUAUUAUUUGUGUUCUUCACCGUUAAACUAAUCUUCAAGCCAAAGGUAUGGUGUCGAAUGCUUGGAUGUAUCCGUAAUGAUCGUUGUGACUUAAACCCUUGUAUAUCUUGUAACAUACAUCUAUAUAUUGUGCAUAACAACCUUUGAAAAGCCUUGUUUUAAUAUAAUACUCUUAACUCUCUUCAGAAUUAUGUGUAUCUAUAUACACAUCUCUCUCUAUCUAUCUAUAAAAAUAUAUAAGAAUAUAUGUUGGGUAAAAACAAAAGGAAAAGAGGAACACAACUAUGUUAUAUAUGGUAUCCUGGUGACUGUUCUGGAGGUCCUGCAGUUUUCAUUUUUUAACUUACCGUAGUCCAUGAUUAUCCAGCCUUAAUGCAGGGCAUCUAUCAUUUAUAGAGCGUCUCAACUGUUGAUUCUCUCUGAAUUCUGGCCCUUAACCUUCAAUCACUGCCUUGCUCCCUCUAAAGUAUGAACUUUGACUCAGCUGUUUUUAUUUUUAUUUUUUAUUUCUACCUAAAAAACAAGAAACAAUGAGCCCCAAGUUGAAGUAUCCUGAGCCGCACGGAGACUAAUUCUGUUACCACGAUUAUCUAAAGUGUUCCGUUCUGAUGUGAAGUGUUGUGGAGUCAUUUGUUACGAGUGAGCUGGGGUCUUCAGCUGUGCGGUGUGUAGUCCUGGGGUCAAAAAGCCUCAGUUUUUGUGCCUUCAAGUUUUCCGUAGCGCAAUGUAGUUUUAGGCAACGAUUAGAACAACUGUUCUCACAUGCAUAUAGGGAAUUUAUUUUUAAUCUCAGGGGUAUACUUGGUGUUUUCCUGCUCUCAAAAAUGUCAUUUGCCUCUCUGGCAAUUAUUUCCAAAAAACACAAACAAACAAACAAAAAAAUAAGUAUAUACAUUUUAUUUUGAAUUUUAUACAGCGUCAUGUAUUAUAUUCUGUUUUUAUUUAUGCCUUUGUAGAACUUCAGCAGUAUUGAAAUUUGAAUGUUGGUACGAAAUAAUGAACAGUCAUUCUAUUUUAAACGGAUAAGCUAAAGAAAUCAAACCGUAAAACAAAAGACUGAUCAGUUUUUUUUUUUUUUUUUUUUUUUUUUUUUUAAGAAUUAUGUUACUCAGCAUUGUGUUUUGGGAGAAAAACACUCAUUUAUUUUUCCAGAUGCCUGUAGCAGAACAUUUUUCAUAUUCUGUGAACUGUUAAAGGGCCAAGACUGAAACAGACACGUGACCCAUUAGCACGGCUGCCACUAACAGUUUUUAACUAUUUGCCAAUCAACAAGACAAAGAGGUUUUACAUGUAAGAAAACCAAAAAACAAGAAGAAGAAGAAGAAAAAAAACAGGAUAUGAACUUGAAUGUUAUGAUUAGAUAAAAACCACGUUGUCUUUGGGAGAACUUUGGAAUGCUUUCUCCUUGAAUAUCAAUGCUUGUAUGAUGACACAUGGUAGUGAAUGUGUGAAACGUCCCUCUCAUCUAAUGUUUACUCGUUGACUGACUCGUCCAAUGCAGGUGUGCAGAACAUGCUUGACUGUUUUAUACAGCUGAUUCCUGCUUGAAUGAGACUAAGUGGAAGACACAUUUGUCUCUGAUUUAUUAAAGCAGUCGGGAAUGCAA
This is a messenger RNA of Pimephales promelas (fathead minnow), 2643 nucleotides long. The record is from RefSeq and is a predicted model, not a curated record. Lineage: Eukaryota; Metazoa; Chordata; Actinopteri; Cypriniformes; Leuciscidae.